This is a messenger RNA of Nasonia vitripennis (jewel wasp), 6124 nucleotides long. It is a transcript of the gene papi, whose product is annotated as tudor and KH domain-containing protein homolog. Bases 2764 to 4512 code for a protein of 582 amino acids. Gene Ontology annotation, molecular function: RNA binding. The transcript is spliced from 10 exons. NCBI's taxonomy places the organism in Eukaryota, Metazoa, Arthropoda, Insecta, Hymenoptera, Pteromalidae. The record is from RefSeq and is a predicted model, not a curated record. Gene Ontology annotation, biological process: spermatogenesis.
CGCCUUUUGACUCGAUCGCAUGCGCGCGCGCGCGGGUGUGUGUGUGUGUGUGGGUGUGUAUGUGUGUGCUCGUAGAUUGCGACUCGUCGACGUCGGAAAAAUGUAUAUAAGUAGUUAGAAGCGUUAUGAGGCACGGUAUACAUUCGACGUGCUUAGACGCUAUAUAAACUGCGUGUUUGUCUUGCGUGCAGCUGUAUAUAUGCGAGCGCGAUAGGCUGCAUGCAAUAUAAGCUGGAAACUCAAGACUAUAUUAGGAAAAUAUCAAAAGUCGUAGGAGGAGCUCUGCUCGUCGUUGUUCGCGCGCGCACUGAGCUUGCUGCAGAUUAUUAUCGAACGCGCGAACGUUUCUCCGUUACUUGAUUCUUACAUGCGUGAAUCGACAAGGCGAUUCGUGGCUUCAGGCCAGUACGGUUAGAAGUGGUUUAUAAUAAUUCCUAUAUAGUAGUCCAAAUGAAAGUUAUACGGCGUGAGUGACGACAAAAUAGCAAGAGAAUUAAGAAGAUCGUCAAUAAGCGAUGGAUGCAGCCCGUUGAGAGGAAGAAGAAAUAUUUUAAUUGGGAGGAUAAUUCGACAACGCCUGGACAUAAAGAAGAGAUGCAGAGGACAAAGGCAAGACGUAUAGGCGUAUCGAAGAAUUGAUUCUAUGCGACUAUUUUUCAAUGGACCGUCAAAUGGAUACCUCACAGCGGAUUCCAGAUAAGGCUAACAGCUUUGGAAAAAAAGCUAACGCUGGAUGUAAAGAUAAGUACUUGUGCAUUUGUUGGACAUAGAAAUACGCGAAGUUUUUUCGUAUGAAAUCUUUUGACUCGGGCACAUGUGCAUUUGAAGUAUGGCCAUUUUUUAAAUUAAAUUUAUUUGAUUAUUUAUUGGAUAUUGAGACGUUAAUAUAGCGUGCCUAAUAGAUUAUCGUAUUUGUAUUGAUAAAUUUAUUGUCUAUUUAGAGAAAGAAGUUAACUAAAUUGAUUUAAAGUUUUAUUUGAAUUUUUAUCGUUCGUAGUUUAAAUAGAUAAAUAAUAUAAUUUAUUGGAAGUUUCAUGCAGAAGUAUCGGUUGAAAUUAUAAAUGAAUAACUUAAAGAUUAAAAUUUUAUAGUAAAACUCGACGAAGAAAUGUUGUUUUAAGUGUGCGUGACGUCACAAUAGUGCAGUGUUGCUGCGAUGCAAAGUUUUAAUAAAGAUAGCAAUUGUUAAACUCAGAUUAUGAAAUUCGUUAAUGCAAUUAAAUGUAGAAGCAUAUGAAAAAUCGGUUUGCGACAGAAUGUCUUAUGUAAAUAUGUACUAAUUAGUUUUGAAUGUUAUUGGGAGAUAAAGGUAACUUUCGAAGUAUUUGAAAUUAUCGUAUCAAGGUGUCAAGUUGUAGAGUGGUAACGUUUUGUUGGGAUUUGCGUAAUUCGCGCGGUUAUCGUUUAUUUUUUGAAUGGAGAAGAUAAGGAAAGACAUUAGAUAUUUUCGGCAUGGAAAUCAACUCGUUGUUCUUAUUUGAUAUAUCUAGAGAGUUAAAAUUGCAAAUAUAUUGCGUAUUGAAUUUUUCUAGGACGAAUUUUUUAGCGGCUAUUUUUCAUUCACGGAGUCACUAAUAUUCGAACUUGAUGUCUGCGAGAACGACGAGGCUACUGGGUACAGCAGUAACGGCAUCGCUGUUUGAAGGAAUGUGCAUUACUUUGCACGUCUAGCAACGAUCAUCAAGCUAUAAUUUCUGAUUAAUAAAGAUUUCAUAAUUUAUUUUGAACCUUAAUCUAGUCUUGUCCCAUACAAAGCUCGUUUAAAAAAGCUUCGAAAUUUAUUUUUUAUAUAAAUGAUGUAAAAUGAUCAAUGCAUUAUGAAUUCGAAUAUUUAUGAGAAAACUGUAUGUACAAGUACGCGUGUGAUUAAUUUUGCGAAUAAAUAAAAACACAGGUUAUUCUCGGUGAACAAGGAUAUUCUUUUUUUAUUGGAUGUAUAGUAACGGAUUUAUAGACAGUUGCAAUUAUUCAAAAACAAUAAAAACAAGUAUUUUAUUUCAGCGCGUAUAAUCCUCGUUCUACUUAAUUUGGACACGACAAGGCUAAUUCAAGGUUGUCCCGAAUUAAACUUGAAUGCUAAUCAACGAAAAAAUAAAUGGCAAUAUAAUAGCAGUUUCCAAAAAAAAUGCACUUUGAAUUUUAAACAGCUCGAAUGAUAAGAUAGAAUUCUCUUUAUACGCUUCGAAAUCGUUUCUAAUUAGUUUUAUAGCUUAUUAGUUGAAAGUCAUCGAUAAGAAGUAGUUUUUAAAUCUCCCGCCGCUCUCCUUUAAUAAUACAUUAAAAAAAUAUUUCAAUAAUACAAAAAACACUAUAAUAUCUCACACAAAAAGUAUCUAGGUAAUGAAAUUUAAAAAUUUGCUGAAGGACUGGGAGUGGAAUUCGAAGGUUUCGCUCUCAAAGCUGAAACCUAAAUGUGAAAGUGCUUUACCAGCUAUACUUUUCCGAAGUAUACGUUUGCUGUAUGACUGCAUGCGUAUUUCUAUAGACUACACGCUAUAUAUAAUUCUAGCUACAUGUGAUGAUGAAUAUACGUAUAAAGAUUAUGCAUAGACUCGCGCGUUCACGUCACUCACGCCGCUCACUGCUCACAUAUACCUAUAGCGGCGUUCCGCGCAAAUCGCAAUACUUAUCAUUUGCUGUUGGCAUCCGUGGACCUUUCAAAGCACAACGGGUAUGAAGAUAAUUCGACUGAAUUCCUAAGGCUCGUGUUUAUUAUUUACGAUUAAAGAAUAAGUCGCAUGAAGGCUGACGAAAAGCAUAAAGAUGCGUGUAUCACUUCAAAGGCUGUUCAUCCCACUGCUGGCUAGUUUUUCAUUAACAGGCGCUGCAGUUGUACUGCUGUAUUUUGUAAAUAAAAAGAAAAAUGUCGAAGAACAAAACAUCAGAAGAAAGAGAGUUGAACAAAACUCUGUGGAAGUUGUUGUUCCUCGUCAAUUUGUUCCUGUAAUCAUUGGAAGAGGCGGUACAGUGAUUCAAAGUAUUCAAGAGAGCACUAAUACUAAAAUUAGGUUUAGAGAAGAAAGUGAUGUGGAUUUACUUGAACGAAUAUGCAUCAUCAUUGGAAGUCUAGAAAAUAUCAAGCUGGCAGAAGAAAGGAUCAAGGUCAUAUUAGAUAAUCAGCCGAUAAUUGAAACAUACGAAACAUGGGUUCCACAAAGGUCCAUUGCUAAAAUGACUGAAAGAGGGGGAGAGAUACUUAACCACAUACAGAACUCAUCGAAUGCAAAAAUAAUUUUAGAAAGUUCCCAUAAUGUUGCUGACUCAGAUGCCAAGAAGAGAGUCAUUAUAAAGGGCACAGCAGAACAAAUUGCUAAUGCUCUUUUGCAAAUUGAAGAUAAAAUAAGAGAGGAUAAAGAUGCAAAGGCAAAAGCUGAGUCGAGCACACUGGCCAGAGUUCCUAGAAUUAAAACUUCACCUCCACCACAAGCUAUUACACCGGACAACAGUCCAAAAGAUUCAAAUUAUUCAAAAGAAAUAUUUGGUAGCCAAGCCAAUGAAGGCCUCAUGGAAGUAUUUGUUUGUUCAGUGGAAAACCCAAGCCAAUUUUACAUCCAGGUUAUUGGUCCUACCAAUGCCAAACUAGAUCCACUGGUAAAAGACAUGACUGAUUAUUAUGAAUCCGAAGAAAACCGAGAAAUGCACGCCUUGACAAAUAUUACCGUGGGUCAAAUGGUGGCAGCCAAAUUUUCCAUUGAUAAUAAAUGGUACAGAGGUGAAAUCGUGGCGAAACUUGAAGAUCAGCUGUGCGAGGUGUACUUCGUUGAUUUCGGUGACCAAGACAAGGUAGCAGAGAAAGAUAUUUUUGAAUUACGCACAGACUUCCUGAGCCUCAGAGUUCAGGCUAUCGAGUGCUGCCUGGCGGGCGUCAAACCUCGAUCCGGCGAGUGGAGCGGAGAGUCGACGGAGGCUUUCGGCCAGCUCUGCGCUCUGGCGAACUGGCAGCCGCGCGUUGCCAAGAUCAGAGGAUACAAGGAGCGACCUGUGGGCUUGGGUCCUAGCAGACGGGAAGGCUCGCCCAUUCCCUGCAUCGAGCUCUACGAUCAUCGCGACGAUCAGCUCAUCAACAUCGGCAAGGAGCUGAUAAAACUGGAGCUGGCGGUCGCCGAGAACGAGCCCUGGUCAGCGGCGAGCUCGACGCUCUCAUUGUCUCGCCGAGCCAAGAGUCCGGAAACGUCGCCCGCCAACGGCACCGGCCUGAGCAGCGGGAGCAACAACAGCGUCAUCGAGGAGAUCGACUUGACCGCGGAAACACCGCAGAAGCCGAAGCCGCAGAACAUCGAGGUCAUCGAUCUGACGAGCCCGUCAAAGGACUCGAGACGCAACAACAAGAACGUCAACUCGUCGCGUAGUUUACUCGACAGCGAGCGCGGCUCCCAGCUGACGAAUAAUGGUAAGCCUCGCGGCAAACCCCUGCCAGCCAACCCCUUCAAGCGAGAGAGCCAACAGGCGACGCGCAACAUUGUUCCGGCCGGGUACGAGGACAGCGACGAAUCCGACAUGGAGUACUACUAGUACUCGAGUUUGAACUUUGCAUCAAGAGUGCUGAGAUUGGGAUCUUUCUUUUGUGACACGACGUCGACGAGAAAGUUUCGGAUAGAAGAUCGCUGUCUCGAUGUUCUCGCUGCGAAGAUUCUCGAGAGCAACGACACUUCGCGCAUAGAGCGCAAUCUUCCUUUUUUUAGUUAUUAGUAUUUCUUUCUAAGGUUUCUUUUUUGCGUUUUUUUAUCAACUGCGCGAAAGCAGGUGGUUGUAUCAGUCGUUUUAGAGAUGCUAUAAGUCAAUUCUGCAAUGUUUGCUCGGAAAGUUUCUAGAACUUUGGCGGAUUUGGGUAGAAAUAACGUUGAGAAACCUAUAACACUAAAUGAGUCUUUAUGUUCGAUUGUUUGCUUUUCCUUAAACUCGUUGCCUAUGAGCUCGUUUAAAUAACUGAUUCAGUGCUUCAAUGCUCUGAUUUUUGUUGGGCAAAAGAUUUGCCUCCUACUGGAGAGUUAUUGGUUAGUUAUACAUUUUAAGAAUCGGCACGUAUUUCUAAGAUCGUUGUUUUUUUGUCUUGCUAUGUUAUUGGCGGGCGAAGUGCUAGGAGAAUUUUCAAAACGACAAUAUUUAAACGUUAAUAAAAUCAUGCCUUAAGAUUUACAAAUUACCCGAUGAAAAACGGACUAACAAUAUACAUUUUAUGAGUAUCUUUAUAGGCUUCCUUAACACUUAAGCAUAUAUUGCGACUGGUUCGCUGUGUAGACUGUUGUUAGAAUAUAGGUAAAACGCUGUGAAGGUUUCAGUGCGACUUAACAUUAAUCUAACAAACCUUAAUUUUUCACUGUGCCAAUGCCGAUGUACGAUGUUUUAGUUAUUCACGUCAGAUCUGAUCGCUAUGUUGACUCCGGAAAAGAGCAUGAAAGACAAAAGUUGUCUAGCUUUUCUUUUGAAAAAAAUGCAUUUUAAGUUUUUCUCUACGUUUGAUUUAUUUUUUACUUGUUUUGCAAUGCAAGCAUUUUUAAUUUACUUUCAAAUGGCCAUUUAUUUUACUUUUGCUCAUUGAUUAUUAUAACUAUUAAUUAAAAAAAAGUUUUAAUUUACUUAUGAGUAUUAACAGUUCGUGCGAUGAUAUAUGUGAUUCAAGUAAAGGCUGUACAAGCUGUAUAUCAAGCGUCUGCGAUGCUGAACAAUUGACAUAAAUAUACAUAUAUUUUUAAAACAUACAUGUACAUAUACAAUCACUAUAUAUUUUUAUAAAAACUUAGUAAUGUGCGUGUAACAAGAAUAACAGGCAGUCGAUUGACCGAUUCAUUGUACCAGCACGAUUAAACGCCACAAAUAAUUACCGAAGAUGCGAGCAAAAAGCGCGAAGAAAUCGCUCGCGUGUGCUAGGUGCCCUCAUACUCGGCAUGGAUUUUUCUCCAAGAUUUUCUAUAUCCAUUGUAAAAUUAACGAGCGUGACAUGAAAAAUCGAGAGAACCUCGUUACUUUCCGAUGUCAAGCUAUAAAACGUUUAUUCUCAUAGGAAAUAACUUAUAUCCACGUCGAGUAAUUCCAGUUUUAUACGUUCGACAAACUGUAUACUUCUUGAAAAUAAUUGUGAACAAAAGAUUGAACUCCAAAAUAAAAAUUUUCGACCAACGCAAAA